Messenger RNA from Paramecium tetraurelia, 1602 nucleotides. RefSeq lists its product as uncharacterized. The record is from RefSeq and is a predicted model, not a curated record. The transcript has a single exon. NCBI's taxonomy places the organism in Eukaryota, Ciliophora, Oligohymenophorea, Peniculida, Parameciidae.
AUGCAUAAACAUAAUAUGCAUAGCGUAUCUGCACAUAGACGAAUUAUUUCAUCCUCCAUAAAACCUUCAGUAAGCAGAAUAACAAGUGCACAAUCCAGAUCCAAAUCAAACAAUAUGAUUGUGAAUUAGAGUCCUUUAGGUUUUUUCUUAGAGUAGGCUAUACCAACCAUACCAGAGAAAUCUAAUGUUCCGUUAAAGAUUAUGGAAAAGUAUUUGGAAGAAGGGUACUUAAUCAACAACCACGAAUCAAUUGUGUCCACUUUAAAAAUUGUGUCAGGAGAGGUAAGAAAAUACUUAUAGUAUAAUUUUAUCUACGUUUAAGAUCUUCCUAAAUCAUAUUAAUUUUAGGAGAAAGAUCCUAAAUUAUUGUUUCGCAUGUAUGAGACUCUAAUAAAUUUAGAUCAAACUAUAAUUCAGGAUCUAUUUGAUAAAAAAUAAUAACUGGAUGACUCUGAUCUUAAUAAACAGCAUCCUAAACAUUAUUUUAGAUUUGAUAUUUUAAUUAAGUUCAUUGAAAUAUUGAGUGAACUUGUGGCAUGCAUAAUAAAGAUUAUAGAUGACAAAGCCAUUGCAAUAUUUAUUGAAUAAAUUUGGAAAUCAUUGGUUAUGAUUUUAGAUUUGAAUACUCAAUGGUAAUAAGAUCGUUUUCAAUCUUUGGUCGAUGUUCAAAUAGGAGGCUAUUAGCAAAGUUUAGAAUAAAUAACAAAAGAGUAUAAAUAAUUGGAAGAAAAGUAGCAAAUGCAAUUACGAGCAUAUUAAUUAAAACUUGCAAUUGAAUAAAAGAAGAAUAUCUCAUUAAGAGAAGAGAAUAAGAAAAUUUGUCAAUAAUACAACCAUUUAGAAGAUCAGAUAAGUGAACUGAGCAAUAUAGAACAUGCCAAAGGAGAUCUUUAGAACAUCAAUCAAAAAUUACAUGAGAUGGACUUAAAUUUCAUUAAAUACAAUAAAUAUAUCUACGAAUCUCAUUAAUAAGCAUCCACUUCUAUGAAGCAAUUAGCUAAAAUACUGACAGCUAAACCCAUUAUACCGAAAACUUUCAUACAAUAAAAACAUGAAUAACUUAACAUCUAUUAUAAAGAUCAGAAACCUUGUGUUGAAUUGAUGAUCAAUCCAUUAAUAUCCUAAAUUGAAAUAGAGUUUUAUCAUGUGGAUCAAUUAAACAAGAAAUAAUUAGCCAGUGAUUUUCUUCAGUUUCUAUUCCAAAAUCUCAAUGCUUAUCCUUCCUAAUCAAGCGUUGAACUCUAUUUAUUAUGGAUUCAUGCUGAUGAAUAACAAUUUGUCAAUUGUCGUAUAGAUCUGUUAAAUAAAUUGAAUCAAAAUAAUAACAAUGACUAUUAUAUCAAUGUAUGUUAAUAAAUCCUGGGAAUCAACACAUAAUCUCCUUCAUCUCACAAAGUCAUAGAAGACACUUAAAAAUACAUUAAAAUUAUAGAGCUAGCAUUCUUGUAGUAAGCAACACAAAACUAAAAUUAACAAAGAUCUAAUUUAUAUCUUAAAUAAUCAAGUGUAAUCGAUUUUGAAUUGGAAAUUAAUUUAGCAAAGUAUUGUACUUAUGGUCUAUUACUGUAGUUAUUCAAUCAUAUUGCCUCAAUAAUUAUAUGA